Budorcas taxicolor (takin) is the source of this 2938-nucleotide messenger RNA. It is a transcript of the gene LTBR, whose product is annotated as lymphotoxin beta receptor. The record is from RefSeq and is a predicted model, not a curated record. Gene Ontology annotation, biological process: immune response; hematopoietic or lymphoid organ development; positive regulation of canonical NF-kappaB signal transduction. Gene Ontology annotation, molecular function: ubiquitin protein ligase binding. Lineage: Eukaryota; Metazoa; Chordata; Mammalia; Artiodactyla; Bovidae. The transcript has 10 exons. The coding region runs from base 164 to 1450 and encodes 428 amino acids.
GCCCCGGAGGCCAGGCCAGGCCCGGCCGUUCCGGCCCCCGGGGCGCGUCCAUCAAGUCCUGUCCCAGCCUCUGGGCUCUGCCACCACUGGCCAGGACGUCCAGGCUCCCACCUCCCUCCCAGGCCUCCAUCCCUCUGCUCGGCUGGCAGGCUGACUGGCCGCCAUGCGCCUGCUGUGGGCCACCUCCCACAGCGGCCUGGCCUGGGGGUUACUCAUCCUGGGCAUCUGGGGUCUCCUGGCCGCAUCCCAACCCCAGCUGGAGAGGGAGGGGCCCAUGCAGGGGCUCCCAUACCACACAGAGAACCAAAGCUGCGGAGACCAGGAAAAGGAGUACUACGAGUCCAAGCUUCGCCUCUGCUGCUCUCGAUGCCCCCCGGGCACGCACAUCUCCACCAAAUGUAGCCGCCUCCAGAACACCGUCUGUGCCACGUGCCCCGAGAAGUCGUACAAUGAGCACUGGAACCAUCUCUCCUUCUGCCAGCUGUGCCGCCCCUGUGAUAAGAUGCUGGGCUUCGUGGAGCUCAUGCCUUGCACUAGCAACCGCAAGACCCAGUGUCACUGCCAGCCGGGGAUGUACUGCGUCUUUUGGAACUCUGAGUGUGAGCACUGUGAGCCACUCUCCGACUGCCCGCCUGGCACUGAGGCCGAGCUCAAAGAUGAAGUCACGGAGGCUAACAGCAACUGUGUCCCCUGUAAAGCUGGACACUUCCAGAACACCUCCUCUCCCACCGCCCGCUGCCAGCCCCACACCAGGUGUGAGGACCAGGGCCUCGUGGAGGAAGCCCCGGGCACCCCUCAAUCUGACACCAGCUGCAGAAAUCCACAAGAGCCCUCCGACAUGCCAGGAACGAUGCUAGUGCUGGCCAUCCUGCUGCCUCUGGUCUCGUUCCUGCUCCUCACCACCGUCUUCAUCUACACCUGGAAGAGCCACCCCUCUCUCUGCAGAAAGCUAGGAUCCCUGCUCAAGAGGCACCCAGAGGGAGAGGAAUCGAAUCCUGCUGAUGGAAACUGGGAGCCCCCAAGGUUCAAUACACACGUUCCUGACCUGGUAAAGCCACUUCUGCCUGCCCCUGGAGACUUGGCCCUGGCCUCGGCCGGCGUCCCAGCGAACCCGGGUUUGGAGGAAGAGGUGCUCCAACAGCAGAGUCCCCUGAGCCAGGCCAGGGACCUGGAUGCUGAGCCCCCAGAACAAGGCCAGGUGGCCCCUGGCACCAACGGCAUUCAUGUCACCGGCGGCUCUGUGACGGUCACUGGCAACAUCUACAUCUACAACGGGCCGGUCCUGGGGGGAGCCCGGGGCCCCGGAGACCCCCCCGCCCCCCCAGAGCCUCCGUACCCCAUCCCCGAAGAGGGUACCCCCUGCCCUCCCGGGCUCUCCAUGCCCUACCAGGAGGAUGGCAAGGCUUGGCACCUGGCUGAGACAGAGACACUGGGGUGCUACGCCCUCUGACAGAGCCAAGGACCCAAAGUGUCAGCCAUGCCGGAUGAUGUCUGGAGGAGCCAGCAGAAGGGAGGCUGCCCUCCCCACACAGGCCUGACUGAGGGCCUGGGAAGGGCCCGGAGGGCUGGACCCUGAGGGGCCAGGCCUCAGACAUUGCCUCUCUGAGAGCAGGACCAGCGCUGGCUGGGAACGGCGCCCCGGCGGGACUCUCCAGGCCGCCUGAGCAGGCCCGGGACUCCACUGCAGACUCCCUGCCCACUGCGGCUGCACCGGCUCAGCCUCAGGCACAGACAGGGCACGUGACCCUAACCACUGCCCCCUGGCAUCUGAAUCCCAAGCCUGGCACGGGACGGAGCCAGCCACGCAAUCACUCAAGGACUGGGGCCCCCCUGGCAGAGUCAUGGUGCUCAACAUCCCCAAGCUUCAGAGGCCCUUUGAGGGCCCGUACUUCAGUGGACGGAGGGAGACCCAACAAGAAGCUGGAGUGACAAGGAGGAUCACCCACCCCUCCCCUCCUCGACAGGAAAGCGAGUCUCUCUAACCAAGGGCUUGGGUAGGGUUCAAGGUAUAAGGGAGUUUUGGAUGGGGAGGAAAAAAAUUGGUGAGUGUAUUUAUGAACUGUACCCACAUACAAAUAAAGAGGAGACUGAGACCUAGGCCCUUGAUUUCCUUGGGAUUUAUAGAGAAACACGAUUCCACUGGGGCCAUGUCAACGGCACAGGUCAAAACUAUGGAAUAUAAAAUGUCAUCAACUAUAAUCCCACGAGGUAUUUGUGUGACAGGCUGGUAUAUGGAAUUCAGGUGAUGAUAGUAUUGGACAAUAAUCUCUGGCAUUGUGGCAGGCAGUGUUCUCAAUGCCAUGCGACCUUACCUUAUGCACCCCUCACAAAACCCUCAGGAGGCAGGUAUGAGGACUAUUCCCAUUUAACAUAUGAGGAGACUGAGGCCCCAAGAGGGUAAGUCAGUUGCCCAGUUUAGCUGCACAUGGUUGGGACAGGCCCUGUUAGACUGGCUCUAGAGUCCUAGUGGGUAAAAAAGAGAAUUUCUCUGAAUAGAUAAAAUGGACUGGUUUUCUCAAAUCAUCAGACCUCCUCCAUACCCUGCAGGUAUGAAGUUCUCAGCCGACUCUCAAACCCCCAGGUUCAAAACAAAGUACAAAAGGGUUUGGCAAGGCUUUCCGUUUUGUCUGUUUGGCCGCACUGUGUGACAUGCAAACCUCCCCAACCAAGGAUCAAACCUAUACUCUGCAUCAGAAGCAUGGAGUCAUAGCCCCUGGAACACCAGAGAAGGCCGUAUUUGGCAAGGUUGGGUGAAGGGAAAGAUCCAUACUUUAGACCUAAAUUGAGAGGCCAAGUUCACAUUCUGCUGAUAAAGAGGUGGAGGCCGGCCUCCUUCAACCAGAAGAAGUACCAUGACUUUUACUUUAUUUCUUCUUGUCUUGCAGGCUUACCGCGCUUUAUUGUGGGUUUUUUUUAAACAAAUCGUGGCAACCCUGAG